Solanum tuberosum (potato) is the source of this 1052-nucleotide messenger RNA. RefSeq names its product peptidyl-prolyl cis-trans isomerase FKBP18, chloroplastic. The transcript is spliced from 6 exons. Gene Ontology annotation, molecular function: peptidyl-prolyl cis-trans isomerase activity. The record is from RefSeq and is a predicted model, not a curated record. The coding region runs from base 124 to 786 and encodes 220 amino acids. Gene Ontology annotation, cellular component: chloroplast thylakoid lumen. NCBI's taxonomy places the organism in Eukaryota, Viridiplantae, Streptophyta, Magnoliopsida, Solanales, Solanaceae.
UUGUAAAGAAAAUGACUGUCUGGCCCCUUAACUCCUUCAACGGCCUCGGUUUGGAUAGAGAGCCAAUCAAGAAUGACAGAAUAGUAUACUACAGUACUAAACUUGUUGAAAAUCCUUCAAGAUAUGGCAGCUACACUGAGGAUUCAAGGAUCAUGCAUCAUCAGAAAUUCCUCCAAUGCCCAGACUGAGCAGCAGGUAAAGAAGGUCUUUUUACAGAUACCCAUUUCAAGAAGAUCUGUUAUUCUCAUCUCUGUGUUGCCCCUGAGCCUCAAUUUGGUUCCUCAACCAUCCAUGGCUAGAGAGAGGCGCAAUAAGAAGAACAUCCCUCUUGAAGACUAUCAAACUACUUCAGCUGAUGGAUUGAAAUACUAUGAUAUUCUUGAAGGAAAAGGUCCUGUAGCUGAGAAGGGCUCCACUGUACAGGUACAUUUUGACUGUGUAUAUCGUAAUAUUACUGCAGUUUCAAGUCGAGAAUCUAAACUGUUGGCUGGAAAUCGUAUCAUUUCACAGCCUUAUGAGUUCCAGGUUGGAGCUCCUCCAGGGAAAGAGCGGAAACGUGAUUUUGUGGACAAUCCAAAUGGUUUAUUUUCUGCUCAAGCAGCACCAAAACCUCCAAAAGCAAUGUAUACAAUAACUGAAGGGAUGAAAGUUGGAGGAAAGAGGACUGUGAUUGUUCCUCCAGAAGCUGGAUAUGGUUCAAGGGGAAUGAAUGAGAUUCCGCCAGGGGCUACAUUCAACCUGAAUAUUGAACUAUUGGAAGUAAAGUCACCAGAACGGAAGCAAUAGGCGCCUGGACUGUACCAUAUGUUUUGUCCCCCCUCUUCUUCAUUGUUGUAAAAGUUUUGUGUUCUCUCUAAACGCCAACUGUUAUGGAAUCAAUAGCAGUUCCCACUUAACCUUCGCGUGAUUUGAACCACGACUCAUUGGUUAAAAGAGACGGGGCCUCACCAACAGUGCCAGCUCCUCUCAUGAACAUAUCUCAUGAUGUUUUGCUUCCCCUUCAUGUUAACUGUUCAAUCUUUGUUAUGUAGAUGACUUCCCCUUUUUUCAUG